AUGGUGGUACUAACUUUAUUGUCAUACUUAGGAACCUUGUCAGCAUUUGUAUUUUUGACAAUGGCAGUUGCUUCCGGGCUUUAUUAUUUGUCGGAACAGGUUGAAGAGCAUACAGUCUGGACUAAAACUGUUUUAACGAGGGCCAUAUAUGGAAUUAUAGGUAUACAUGUGCUCCUGUUGAUAUUUGACGGAUUCCCUUGGUUGUUGACAGUCGGAUCAAUUGCUACCCAUAUUUUGUAUCUACAAAAUCUUAAGCGAUUCCCCUUCAUUCAAUUAUAUAGCGGCAUAUUUAUUUCAAGUUGUAUUGCUGUAGUCGCCAACCACUGGUUGUGGUUCAGAUACUUUUCGGACCCUUCUAUUCCACCAGCUAUCAUUUUGAUUGAACGCCCCGAUUAUGCUGGACCCACACAUCCUCCCUUCUCUCAAGUGGCAUCAUUUUUCGGUAUUUGUGUAUGGCUCAUUCCUUUCUCAUUAUUUAUUAGUCUUAGUGUGGGUGACAAUGUCCUGCCUACCAGCUACAGCACCAACUUUGAUAAUGAUCAAGAUGAGUCUGGUGCUGCCAAGGCCAAACGAAGAAGUGCUGGCCUUGCCAAAGUCGCGGUGGAAUGGUUCUACAAGGUUAUUGCCGAUAUUGGCCGUAAGUUUGGAUACGAAAUUGAGACUGGGAAGGGUCCCUUAAUUUAA
Molecule: messenger RNA, 684 nt
Organism: Sugiyamaella lignohabitans
Lineage: Eukaryota; Fungi; Ascomycota; Dipodascomycetes; Dipodascales; Trichomonascaceae
Gene: SVP26
Product: Svp26p
Exons: 1
Coding region: 1-684 (227 amino acids)
Biological process (GO): endoplasmic reticulum to Golgi vesicle-mediated transport
Cellular component (GO): Golgi membrane; COPII-coated ER to Golgi transport vesicle; endoplasmic reticulum membrane
Molecular function (GO): COPII receptor activity
Source: RefSeq, a predicted model, not a curated record